UUCACUGUAGAAGAGUCGGGUUCCAACUUCCAAACACAACCAGAGAGAGAGAGAGAGAGAGAGGGGGGGAUCAGAAAAGCAAGAAUGGGGGAUUAUCACUUCGUGUACAAGGACGUAGAAGGAGCGUCUACGCAGUGGGACGACAUUCAGAGAAAGCUCGGGAAUCUUCCGCCCAAGCCACCGGCCUUCAAGCCUCCGCCGUUCACUGCCGCUGAAGACGAAGCCUCUCUUCCGAAGGACAAGUCUUGGAUCGACUGGAAGACCGAAGACGAGCUCGAAGACCUCGAAGAUGACGCCAAUCUUGACGACGAUCGCUUUCUCGAAGAAUACAGGAAGAAGAGAUUGGCAGAGCUAAGAGAAGCAGCUAAGGUUGCGAAAUUCGGAUCAAUUAUUCCGAUUUCAGGAUCGGAUUUUGUGAGAGAGGUCUCUCAAGCUCCAUCUGAUGUUUGGGUGGUUGUGAUUCUCUACAAAGACGGAAUCGCAGAGUGCGGCGUGCUGAUGCAAUGCUUGGAAGAAUUGGCAACUAGAUACCCUGCUACUAAAUUUUGCAAAAUAAUAUCCACGGAUUGCAUUCCAAACUACCCAGAUCGUAAUCUUCCUACUCUUCUAGUGUACAACAAUGGGGCGGUCAAAGCAAAUUACGUAGGCUUGCAGCGGUUCGGCAGGAGAUGCACGCCUGAAGGUGUAGCAUUAGUUCUCUGCCAAUCGGACCCUGUACUCAACGACGGCCAGAGUGGAAGCGAAUCGGGUAAAGCUGUUAUCGAUGGAGUUCGCAAGAGGUUUCUAGAGAAGGUCGUGACAGAACAUGAAGAUGAUGAUGAUGGAUCGUCAAGCGAUUAGAAGUCUUUGUAAUUUAUAUGGUUUGUGUAAGGUAUUAAGCUUGUUGUUCCUCAAGAGAUGAAGUAGUUGCCCAUUUUUCUUUUUGGUUCUUUGCACUUUGGCUGCUGGUACAACUUUCCUGGUACCCCCUUGACGCUUAAUUUUGGUUACCUCGAUGUUUAAUUAACAUGUUUCUUGUCACAUUUUUUAUACCACAGGUAAUAAUGAUAUUUCGUCU
Molecule: messenger RNA, 1057 nt
Organism: Morus notabilis
Lineage: Eukaryota; Viridiplantae; Streptophyta; Magnoliopsida; Rosales; Moraceae
Product: phosducin-like protein 3
Exons: 4
Coding region: 85-840 (251 amino acids)
Biological process (GO): protein folding
Cellular component (GO): cytoplasm
Source: RefSeq, a predicted model, not a curated record